Dibothriocephalus latus is the source of this 432-nucleotide messenger RNA. Lineage: Eukaryota; Metazoa; Platyhelminthes; Cestoda; Diphyllobothriidea; Diphyllobothriidae. The record is from the annotation of a GenBank genome assembly.
AUGCCUCUCAUUCAUCUUCCUCCUCCGUCGUCGUUUCUUUCUCCUGCUGCUGCUGCUGUAGUUGGACCCAAUGUCAAGUCGCUGGCCGUUUACGCCGGUCUCGAACCGGACUCCUUUCUGCACCUCUUUCCACCCGCGGUCCGCAAAGAACAGGGCGCAUGCUACCAUCUUAACACCGGCAAGGUAUAUGGCCAAGCGGAUUGCAUUAGUACCCUCAUCGAUAAACUGGACAAUAUGAAAUUCAGUCUCGAAGAGCUGAGAAAACGACCACGACCGCCGGAUCUGGAUACAACGCGUCUUGAAACCUACCUCUCCGAAGAGGACUUCGAAGUGAGUACUGCCUUUUGUAUCCUAUUAUCUGGCUCACCGUUGUCAGUUCUAGUUUUCCCUAAUAACUACUGUGCUCGCUCUCCGUGGCUGAUUAGCAGAUAG